AAUGGGUUAGGUAUGUUUAUUUGAGAUUCCUGAGUUUAUAAAUGAGAAAGAGCAGAAUUUAUUUAAGUUGAUAAAAUAUAUAGGUUAAUUAGAGAUGGAAUAAAUAAGUAUUAGUGCUGAGUAUUGGUAAAAUAUUUUAGAUUCUCAAUUGAUAUCUCAGAUUGAAUAACAACAUAUAUAAGAAUCUGUAUUAAUAAUAGAAAAGAAGUAAAAAGAUUAAAGUUUGUAAGAAGAAGAGAGAAAUUUGAAUUAAGAUUUGAAUUAAUAUAUAGAAAAUAAAGAAAAGAAGAGUGAAGUAAUAUNGAAAUGAAAAUUUGGUAAGAAGCAGUCAGAAAAGAGAAUUAACACUUAAAAGUUUAUGAGCAUUUUACUAUCAAUCCAUAAAAAUGUAUGUGCAACUGUUAACUCUAAAAUUAGUAUAUAUUAUCCAAGAGAAACCUAACAAUAGUAUUAUGUUGUAGAAGCAUCUUGAAAAGACAGGAGCAAUUACAAAACCUGCAUUUGAUGUUAAUUAAAUUACUGAUGACUCUCCUCCUUUAGAAAGUAAUGGAAAAUCAAUAUUUUAGAGGAAAUUAUUGAUAAAUUAAAUACAAUGAAUAGAACUCCUCGUUAGAAAUACUAAUUUCCACAAACUUCUAAUUAAGAGCUUGGAUGGCAUUCUAAUGUAUAAUUUAUUAUUUAGAACUCUCAUAGCCUUUCUCCAUCAAAAUUUACAUAUCCUAGAAAAUUGUGUAAAGAAACAAAUUACGCAAAUGAUUAUUUCACUAUGAAUAAAAUCAGUCCUUAUUCCAAUAAAUUUAAGUGA
This is a messenger RNA of Paramecium sonneborni, 805 nucleotides long. The record is from the annotation of a GenBank genome assembly. Lineage: Eukaryota; Ciliophora; Oligohymenophorea; Peniculida; Parameciidae.